UUUUUUUAAUAAUAUAGUGUGUGGAAUAUAGAUGUUUACUGUAGCAAUUUGUAGGUGGAUAUUAGAAGUGAGGAGUUAGUGGGAAGAAGGGUAAAACGGUACUGUUUUGCAUGGGGGUGCAGGUAGGAGACCCUACACUAGGGUCUAGUGCUCACUGCAGUAGAAGACUAGAAGAGACAGAAGAAACAAAAAAAAAUAAAAUAAAAAUGAAGUUGAUGAAACUGAUCGUUGAUGAGUAUGAUGACUCACCACUUAGUUAAAAAUCUGAAAAUGCCAACACUUCAUCAUCAUCCAACUUUCAAUCAAACCAACAAAAAUUAUGUAAGUAAUUAUCCACUUUAAAUUCAAACUAAUUUAACCCCCUCCAAAAAUCAAAUCAAAUCAAAUUCAAAACUCCAUUACAAUUCCAACAUUUUUACGCAAGCUUAAACAAUAAUGGCAGCUCUCACUUUCAUCCUCCGCCGUGAACUCCACCACCAAAACCGCCAUAUCUUCGCGCCAUUCUCUCUCUUCCGGCAGUUUUCGUCGUCGGAAAACUCCGGCGCCGGGAAGAAUCCGAUGAUCGAGAAGAUUUUGGUGGCAAAUAGGGGAGAAAUCGCUUGUAGAAUAAUGCGAACUGCGAAGAAAUUAGGGGUUCGGACAGUUGCAGUUUAUAGUGAUGCUGAUCGAAAUAGUCGGCAUGUUAAAUUUGCUGAUGAAGCUGUUCGUAUUGGUCUUCCGCCUGCAAAAUUGAGUUAUUUGCAGUUUAAUUCGAUUAUUGAUGCUGCUAGGUUGACUGGUGCUCAGGCGAUCCACCCUGGUUAUGGAUUUUUGUCUGAAAAUGCCGAGUUUGCUCAGAAGUGCGAAGACGAGGGCCUUUCAUUUAUAGGACCCCCUGCUUCUGCAAUACGAGAUAUGGGCGACAAAAGUGCUUCAAAGAGGAUAAUGGGUGGAGCAGGUGUUCCUCUGGUGCCUGGAUAUCAUGGUAAUGAUCAAGAUAUUGACCUAAUGAAAUCAGAAGCUGAAAAAAUUGGCUAUCCUAUUCUAAUUAAGCCAACACAUGGAGGUGGAGGAAAGGGCAUGAGGAUUGUGCAAAACCCAAAUGAAUUUGUUGAAGCAUUCUUAGGUGCAAGAAGGGAGGCAGCUGCUUCUUUUGGAGUGGACACAAUCUUGCUUGAGAAAUACAUCACCAGGCCUAGGCAUAUAGAAGUGCAGAUUUUUGGAGACAAACAAGGCAAUGUUAUAUUUCUAUACGAGAGGGAUUGUAGUGUACAGAGAAGACACCAGAAAAUAAUUGAAGAAGCCCCAGCUCCCAACGUUAGUAAUGAAUUUCGCUCUCAAGUGGGUCAAGCUGCUGUUUCUGCAGCCAAGGCAGUUGGCUAUUACAAUGCUGGAACUGUUGAAUUCAUUGUGGAUACUGUCUCAGGUCAAUUUUACUUCAUGGAGAUGAACACACGGUUGCAGGUUGAGCACCCUGUGACAGAGAUGGUUGUUGUCCAAGAUCUCGUAGAAUGGCAGAUUCGGGUUGCUAAUGGCGAGUCUCUUCCUGUUACGCAGUCAGAGGUGCCAUUAUUAGGUCAUGCAUUUGAAGCCCGUAUAUAUGCCGAAAAUGUUCCAAAAGGGUUCCUCCCUGCUACUGGGGUUCUUCAAUACUAUCGACCUGUUCCAGAAUCAGAAACAGUUCGUGUUGAGACAGGAGUUGAACAAGGAGACGCUGUUAGUGUGCAUUACGAUCCCAUGAUUGCAAAGCUUGUUGUUUGGGGAGAAAACCGUGCUAAUGCAUUAGUUAAGCUGAAGGAUUGCCUAUCAAAAUUUCAGGUUGCUGGUUUGCCAACUAACAUAAAUUUUCUUCUUAAAUUGGCCAACCACCGGGCUUUUGAGGAUGGGCAAGUUGAAACUCAUUUUAUCGAGCACCACAGUGAUGAACUAUUUGCUGAUUCAAGUAAUAUGGAGCUGGCAGAGGAAGCAUGCAAAUCUGCUACACAUAGUGCAAUGCUUGCUGCUGCAUGUCUUUGUAAAACGGAAAUUAACACGGGAAAGGGAAAUUGUCUGGGGGAAAGAAGCCCUCUUUCAAUCUGGUAUUCUGACCCUCCAUUUAGGGUCAACUAUUGUGCCAGGCGUGAUAUAGAAUUUGAAUGGGAAAAUGACUAUGGUACUAUUGGUUCAGUGCCCUUGAAAUUGGCUCUUACAUAUCAGCAAGAUGGGAGCUAUCUUGUUGAGGCUGGAGAUUGUGGUUCCCCUGGUAUCGAAGUUAAGGUUGUGCAGCUAGGUGAUCAAGAUUUUAGGGUUGAAGCACAAGGAUUAAGUGUGCUCUUAACUUUAGCUGUCUAUACAAAGGAUAAUAUCAAGCACAUAUACAUUUGGAAUGGCCUACAAUAUCACCACUUUCAGCAAAAAAUUGGUCUGGAAUUGUCUGGAGAGGAUGAAACUGAACAAAGGCCUGCAAGAGGAGCCGAGAUGGCAUCUCAUUCCCCAGGUUCUGUAUCCGCGCCAAUGGCUGGUUUGGUGGUCAAGGUUCUCGCAAAGAAUGAAGAGAAAGUAGAGGCAGGGCAACCAGUAUUAGUUAUGGAAGCUAUGAAAAUGGAGCAUGUUGUAAAGGCUCCUUCCUCUGGUUUUAUUCACGGGCUUCAAGUAGCUCCUGGGCAGCAAGUUUCAGAUGGUAGCAUUCUCUUCAUUGUGAAGGAAAAAUAAGAGGAAAAAUAAGAAGGUUUUGAGCAGCGCAAUUCUUUCGCCAGGGAACAGUGUAGAUCUAAUAUGUAAAUGAUCUCUUAUUCAUAUGUAAGCUCUGUUAAAAGAAUACCACAAAGGCAGAAACCUAGCUAGUCUUCUUCACGAUGUAACAAAAUUAGGCUGCAGUGCUGUACAGACUACACAAAUAAACCGGAAAUUCCUACUUGUACAUUACAUCUAUUUGCCUGAUCUUGGACGCUCAGGCAGCAAUUCCUUCUGAAGUUUGCAAUGAAUUUCCAUUUACUUACAGAUC
Messenger RNA from Chenopodium quinoa (quinoa), 2962 nucleotides. Its product is annotated as methylcrotonoyl-CoA carboxylase subunit alpha, mitochondrial-like. Lineage: Eukaryota; Viridiplantae; Streptophyta; Magnoliopsida; Caryophyllales; Amaranthaceae. Gene Ontology annotation, cellular component: mitochondrion. Gene Ontology annotation, molecular function: metal ion binding; ATP binding; methylcrotonoyl-CoA carboxylase activity. Bases 436 to 2670 code for a protein of 744 amino acids. The transcript has 16 exons. The record is from RefSeq and is a predicted model, not a curated record.